ACCUGCUAGUUGCUGGGUUUGCAUAUUUAUAGGACCUUAAGUGACAGUUGCGGACAUUUCAAGACUGUCACUCGGAUCCAACUGGUAGCCUUAGCGAAGCAUAUUGAAGUGGUACCGUGAGUGAAUAUUUGCAUUCUGCACAAGUGAACACUGUCGCCUCAGUCGUAAGACGAGGACGAGAUUGUCGAUCGCAGAGGGUCUGGAAGGCUAAGAGAAAUACUGGCAGCUGUUCCCUGCCCUGACCAACAUUACUGUUUGAAAGUGCUGUUGCAUUGAGAGCUGUAGUAGCGGCGUAGUUCUUCGUUCAGAUUGCUUGCGCCAGCUUUCGGAUUUCUGAGAUUUGUGGUGAUUGUAAAGCAGACCGACUUUAAUUGUCGUCAAAGUAGCGAAACUUGCGCGACUCUUGCUCAAGGGAGGAGUUUUCUUGUAUAAAUGGCAGCAGCAGGGAUGUUCGCUUCUACCAGCUACUGCACCGUAGCGAGGCCUGCUCACUGUGAGGCAUUGAGCGGGGAUGUGCCCUUUCGCUCUGGCUUCAGGGGAGAACAGAAGAUGUCGUCUGCCGGGUUCAUGUGCGGCGGCGAUUGUGCAGCUCUCAAGUCUAAUGUUUCUCCGAAACCCACAGCUGCCCGCACCAAGUCCAGCGGUCUCGAUAUCUCUGCCAUUUUGGCUGAACGCCCACUGGAGGCUUUGAUUGAGAAAACUACCCGGGAGAGGGUGAAGAAAACCCCGAAGCAGCCAGUAAACAUGACGAAGGUUUUCUCUAUUAUUUUGGGAGGCGGCGCAGGCACCCGAUUAAAUCCUCUGACUCUUCGUCGAGCGAAGCCUGCGGUUCCACUUGGAGGUGGCUAUCGGUUGAUUGAUGUUCCCAUGAGCAAUUGUAUCAACAGUGGAAUCAACAAGAUUUACGUUCUCACGCAGUUCAAUUCUACGUCCCUCAAUCGCCAUCUCGCACGUACUUACAACUUUGGUAACGGUUGCAACUUCGGAGAUGGCUACGUUGAGGUUCUGGCAGCUGCCCAAAGGCCUGGAUCUGGCGGUGACAAGUGGUUCGAAGGCACCGCGGAUGCAGUGAGGCAGUACCUUUGGUUGCUGGAGGAUGCCAAGAACAAAGACGUUGAGGACGUCAUUAUUUUGUCUGGGGACCACCUCUACCGUAUGGAUUACGAGGAUUUCGUGCAGAAGCACAAAGACUCUGGAGCCGAUGUGACCGUUUCUUGCGUACCCAUAGACGAUAGCCGUGCGUCCGACUAUGGCCUGAUGAAAAUUGACGGAAAGGGCCAAAUCCGCCACUUCAGUGAGAAGCCGAAGGGGGAUGAUUUACAUGCCAUGCAAGUGGAUACCACCGUCCUUGGCCUAUCCGGCGAAGAGGCCAAGAAGAAGCCAUACAUUGCUUCGAUGGGCGUCUACGUAUUUAAGAAAAGCGUGCUGGCCAAGCUCCUCAGGUGGAGGUACCCACUCGCCAACGACUUCGGCUCGGAGAUCAUUCCCCAGGCUGCCAAGGAGUUUAAUGUUCAAGCUCACCUCUUUAAUGGCUACUGGGAAGACAUUGGAACCAUCAAGUCUUUCUUUGAUGCCAAUUUGGCACUCACAGCCGAGAAUCCUAAAUUUAGCUUUUUUGACGCCGCGAAACCGAUCUACACCAGCGCACGUUACCUUCCCCCGACCAAGAUCGAGAAGUGUAGAGUGAAGGAUUCGAUUGUGUCUCACGGAUGCUUCUUGCGGGAGUGCAGCUUGGAGAACUCUGUCAUCGGAGUCCGAUCUCGGCUGGAGUCUGGUUGUGAUGUGAAGCGAUCCAUGGUGAUGGGAGCUGACUUCUACGAAACCGAUCCCGAGGCGGCUGCUUUGUUGGCCGAAGGGAAGGUCCCUUUGGGUGUCGGUGAAAACACGAAGUUGAGGAAUUGCAUUGUUGACAAGAACGCGAGAAUUGGCAGCAACGUCGUCAUUACUAAUGCUGAUAAUGUCUUUGAAGCUGCGAGACCAAAUGAAGGUUUCUACAUUCGUUCAGGCAUUGUUGUAGUGUGCAAGAACGCUGUCAUUAAGCACGGUACCGUGAUCUAAGAGAUGCAGGAUUCCCCUAAUGGGCAUUAAGUGGAAACAUGGAAUUGCUCUGGCAAAUCACCGCACCAACGCAUCACCUGCGCUGCUGGGCUGAUGCCUGGACCUUGUGGAUGAAGGUGAUAGCCACCUAUACUUAUGCUAGUUGCGAGUAUCUCAGCUCGUGAUUCCCGAUCUUUUUCCUAUAUCACCCUGAAAUCUACUGUUCAGAGCUGAUGUACGUCUAAAUCGGUGGAUCAGAUCAGAUCCUUUCCCCUCAGGAGAAUCAAAUGAGUGUACAAACAGUGAACUUUGAGAGUGGAACCUUCUCGAGGGACUUGUUCAUUAGAUAAUCUAGUGAUCAAAGUUGAUGGCAUCAAUUUUAGAGUGUAUAAUUCGUGAGCGAAAUUUUACCAUACUUGUAAUAUAUAGCCAUUAAAUGAAUAGGUGUGUCAACCUCGACAGUGAUGCUGUGGAGGUGGUAUGCUUCACUCCAGCUUAAUUCGCUACGCAGAUUGAAUAAAUGCAACCGCACAACUUGUGUGUGCCAAAACUUGACUCUG
This is a messenger RNA of Physcomitrium patens, 2597 nucleotides long. Its product is annotated as glucose-1-phosphate adenylyltransferase large subunit 1. Gene Ontology annotation, biological process: glycogen biosynthetic process. NCBI's taxonomy places the organism in Eukaryota, Viridiplantae, Streptophyta, Bryopsida, Funariales, Funariaceae. The record is from RefSeq and is a predicted model, not a curated record. Gene Ontology annotation, molecular function: glucose-1-phosphate adenylyltransferase activity.